CAAAUUUCUAGAAUAGAACUGAUAGAUUUCCAAUAAUGUCCCUGCCAUAUUUUCUCCAAGAGAUUGUGAAUGUGAAACGAGGACCUCUCCUUUUCUACCUUCAUCAUCAUUUCCUCAAUGUCUCCCAAAAAGGAAGUAUAUUAAAACUUGGAAGCUUUGAGCCACCUGUUUUCGUUUCUUUGGUCCUCCAAUCCAAUCAAAUCCAAAACUAAAACCAAACCCAAUACAGCUUGCUCUGCCUCUGUAUUCUCCUAUUUGACCCAGAUUAUCAAUUCCUUCCCUUCCCAAUUCUGAUCAUUUGGUCAACUACCGUCUGGUCUCCUAUAAAUAUGGCGCUUCACUCAGCCACUCAUUCCUCAAAUUCAUUCUCGUUCUUCUUAUUCUCUUCUGUUGUCGUUGUCGUACGCUUUUCUUCCCUGCUCUCACUUUGAUCGCUUUCCCUUAACAAAAGCCUCGCCAUACCGUACGUGUUCUCCGGGUCGGGUUUUGUCGGGUCCGGAUGGGGUCUAAUUCAGUUAUUGAUCAGAAGCACAAGGUUGUGGUUGGUGAAGGAGGUUAUGUACUUGAAGAUGUGCCUCAUUUUUCUGAUUAUAUCCCCGAUCUUCCUACCCAUUCAAAUCAAUUGCAAGACAAUCCGGCAUACUCUGUUGUGAAGCAAUACUUUGUGAAUGAAGAUGAUACUGUUACUCAAAAGAUUGUUGUGCACAAAAAGAGUCCAAAAGGAAUACAUUUCCGGCGAGCGGGACCCCGUCAAAAGGUUUGGUUUGAAUCGGAUGAGGUUCAUGCUUGUAUAGUCACAUGUGGGGGUCUAUGUCCUGGUCUCAACACUGUCAUUAGAGAAAUCGUUUGUGGGCUGCAUUACAUGUAUGGAGUCAAAACAGUCGAGGGUAUUGAUGGAGGAUACAGAGGCUUCUAUGCUCGAAAUACCAUAUCCUUAAAUCCUAAGAUAGUGAAUGAUAUUCAUAAACGUGGAGGAACUAUUCUUGGCACAUCUCGAGGUGGCCAUGAUACCUCAAAAAUUGUUGACAGCAUUCAAGAUCGAGGAAUUAAUCAGGUUUAUAUAAUUGGAGGAGAUGGAACACAGAGGGGAGCAUCUGUAAUAUUUGAGGAAAUCAAAAGGCGUGGUCUUAAAGUUUCAGUUGCAGGGAUUCCGAAAACCAUUGAUAAUGAUAUUCCGGUUAUAGACAGGUCUUUUGGGUUUGACACUGCUGUUGAGGAGGCUCAACGUGCAAUUAAUGCAGCACAUGUUGAAGCAUGUAGCAUUGAGAAUGGCAUUGGUGUUGUGAAGUUAAUGGGCCGUUACAGUGGGUUUAUAGCUAUGUAUGCAACUCUUGCAAGCCGAGAUGUAGAUUGUUGCUUGAUACCAGAAUCACCCUUCUAUCUUGAAGGCCCUGGUGGACUUUUCGAAUACAUCGAAAAACGACUCAAAGAAAAUGGGCAUUUGGUUCUUGUCAUAGCAGAAGGAGCUGGGCAAGAGCUUCUCUCUGAAAGCAUUCCCGCAGAGAAAGAGGAUGCUUCAGGCAACAAGCUUCUCAAGGACGUUGGCCUAUGGAUUUCCCAGAAAAUCAAGGAUCAUUUUGCUAAACUAAAGAAGAUGGCUAUAAACCUCAAAUACAUAGACCCUACGUACAUGAUCCGAGCUGUUCCUAGCAAUGCCUCUGAUAAUGUUUACUGCACACUUCUUGCUCAAAGUGCUGUUCAUGGAGCAAUGGCAGGUUACACUGGUUUUACAGUUGGGCCUGUCAAUGGAAGACAUUCUUACAUUCCUUUCUAUAGAAUCACUGAGAGACAAAACAAUGUGGUAAUAACUGAUAGAAUGUGGGCUAGGCUUCUAUCUUCAACCAACCAGCCAAGCUUCUUGAGUUCCAAAGAUGUUGAGGAUAGAAGGGGGCAAGACUGUCAAGCUACGGAUGAAGAAAUUUUUUCAGAAGAUAUUUUGGUGAAUAAAGGAAUUAGUUUCAUGUAAUUUAGAUCAGUAAGUAUAGAGACCAUAAUAUGGUAAUGCUCUGAUAAAUAAGUUGCAUUUCAUUUUUAUGUAUAUGGGUGCAAAUUG
Messenger RNA from Cannabis sativa, 2053 nucleotides. RefSeq names its product ATP-dependent 6-phosphofructokinase 6. The coding region runs from base 500 to 1966 and encodes 488 amino acids. The record is from RefSeq and is a predicted model, not a curated record. Gene Ontology annotation, biological process: fructose 6-phosphate metabolic process; glycolytic process. Gene Ontology annotation, cellular component: cytoplasm. NCBI's taxonomy places the organism in Eukaryota, Viridiplantae, Streptophyta, Magnoliopsida, Rosales, Cannabaceae. Gene Ontology annotation, molecular function: ATP binding; 6-phosphofructokinase activity. The transcript is spliced from 13 exons.